Messenger RNA from Rhodamnia argentea, 1244 nucleotides. RefSeq names its product pimeloyl-[acyl-carrier protein] methyl ester esterase. The coding region runs from base 78 to 1130 and encodes 350 amino acids. The transcript is spliced from 5 exons. The record is from RefSeq and is a predicted model, not a curated record. Lineage: Eukaryota; Viridiplantae; Streptophyta; Magnoliopsida; Myrtales; Myrtaceae. Gene Ontology annotation, molecular function: catalytic activity.
UCACUUCUCUCCCCUUUGACUCCAUAAUCUCACUCUCUCGCUCGCAGCAGCAGCAGAGAGCACACUGCGUCUCGCAAAUGUCCCGCCGGUGCUUCAGCCUCACGGAAUCCAGGAACUGGUGCUACCGCUCCGCAUUCGCCAAGUCGGGCCUCCGGUCCGCCGUGACCAACCUCCGCGACGGCACCGUCGUCCACUGCUGGGUCCCCAAGGCCCGCUCCCCAGCCAAGCCCGACCUCCUCCUCAUCCACGGCCUCGGCGCCAACGCCCUCUGGCAGUGGGCCGACGUCCUCCCCCACCUCUCCCCCUACUUCAACCUCUUCGUCCCCGACCUCCUCUUCUUCGGCGACUCCUUCACCUCCCGCCCCGAUCGUUGCGACUCCUUCCAGGCACAGUGCCUGAUGCGGGUCAUGGAGGCCCACUCGGUGCGGCGGCUGAGCCUCGUGGGGAUGAGCUACGGGGGUUUUGUAGGGUACAGCAUGGCCGCGCAGUCCAUGGAGGAGGGGGCGGCAGUGGUGGUGGAGAGGGUGGUGAUAUGCUCUGCUGCCGUGUGCAUAGAGGGGAGGGACUUGAAGGAGGGAGUGUUGAGCGUGAACGACCUGGAGGAGGCGGCGAGGAUCCUCGUGCCGCAGACGCCGGCGAGGCUUAGGGAGCUGAUGGGCUACACGCUCUCCCGGCAUCCUCCUCUCGGGCUGAUUCCUUCUUGCUUGCUCAGUGAUUUCAUUGAUGCAAUGUGCGCUGAUUACAUCGAAGAGAAGAGAGACUUGGUUCGAGCCAUUCUAAGAAAUCGUAAAAUCUCCGAAAUCCCGAAACUCACCCAGCCCACAUUGAUAAUCUGGGGAGAGCACGACCACAUCUUCCCAUUAGAGCUGGGUCACAGGCUCAAGAGGCAUAUAGGAGACAAUGCGCAUCUCGUGGUCAUCAAGGAUACGGGACACGCCUUCAACGUGGAGAAACCAAAAGAGUUCCACAACCUUUUGAAGACGUUCCUCGUCGAUCUGCUGCCUCCUCCAGCAAGCUCAUUGCCGGAUUCUGAAAGUGAGAAAUGCACUACAGAAAAGAGAGGAAGCGAUGAUGGUAGUGAUCCGAAGACAAAGACGACAGCCUCUACCAAGGCUCCUUCACAAGCAUAAGGUGCAUUCGAAUCAAUUCUUUGGUUUAAGAUCCAUUCGUGACCCUAAGGUGCAUUUAUUUGGAGGUAAUCCCUCCCAGAUGCAAGGAAAAGAACCGGUUUAGGAGAUGUAUAU